Penaeus monodon (black tiger shrimp) is the source of this 849-nucleotide messenger RNA. RefSeq lists its product as uncharacterized. Bases 148 to 759 code for a protein of 203 amino acids. The record is from RefSeq and is a predicted model, not a curated record. The transcript has 4 exons. NCBI's taxonomy places the organism in Eukaryota, Metazoa, Arthropoda, Malacostraca, Decapoda, Penaeidae.
CUGGCAUUCCGCCUCCCAGUUGACUGUCGAGUGACAUAGAGUGACCACCGACGGUCGUCGCUUGGUCAUAGAUCAAAACAAGAACGAUCCCGAAAAAAAAUCCUGUUACCAAAUUCCCCGCGAGGUCGCUGCAGUCAUCUGGAAAGGAUGGAGGGACGCCUGGCAAGGAUAGUGGCUGUGCUGGCGGUGGUUAGUUGCGUCUGGAUGGCCGAGGGGAAGAAGGCGGAUGGGCCCAAGACAAAGCUGCCAGAGGAUAAGCUGUUCAGCGACCAGGCUGCCUUCUGCGAGGGCUGCUAUGCUGUGGUGCACGAGUUGGACGCCCUUCUGACGAAGUGGCAGAAGGAGAAGGGAUCCCUGGAGGACCACAUCGACGCGGCCCUCCUCGCCAUCUGCAGCACCGACAGACUGCGUUCGUACGUCCUCUCUCCGCCGAAGAUGACCAGACUCUGCUCGGGGAUCAGAGUUCACUACCUGGACGACCUCGGAAUGGCCUUCAUGAAGAAGUACGCUCGGAAGGAGGACUUGACAGCCGACGAGAUCUUCGAAGCCACCUGCAGGAAGAUCAUCCCGGCGUGUCCUUACGGGAUGAAGCCCAUGUCUGUCGCCAGGAAGGAAAAGAGAGAGGAAGCCGAAGCAGAAAAGAAAGCAAAGGAGAACAAAGAAAAGAGCAAUAAAAAGGAAGCGCAGAAACAAGACAAAAAUACGAAGAAGAAAGAGAAAAAGAGCAAGAACAAGACAACGGCAAAGGAUGAGCUUUAAUAUGCACGUCAGUCAAUUUUGCCUUUUAUGUUACGUGUGUGUUUGAGGUGAUUUUUAAUAAUAAACUUUUUUUUAAGAUAAGCCAGACAA